CCCUGGUGGUGUAGUGGUUAAGUGCUACAGCUGCUAACCAAGAGGCUGGCAGUUCCAAUCCGCCAGGUGCUCCUUGGGAACUCUAUGGGGCAGUUCUGCUCUGUCUUAUACACUCGCUAUGAGUCGAAAUCAACUCGACGGCAGGGGGGUUGGUUUUGGUUUAUCUCUUUAAAUAAAUAAUUUUAUUCACAUACAUGCUUCUAAAAACAUAUUUUCACUGGAUUGACUGCUGUAUCUGUACUACUUACUGAAUAUCAUUUUGCUCAUAAAAUAUUAAAACCAAAAACCAAACCCAUUGCCACAGAGGCAGCUCCAACUCAUAGCAACCCCAUGUGUUUCAGAGUAAAACUGUUCUCCCAUUGGGUUUGCAAUGGCCGUGAUCUUUUGGAAGUAGCUUGCCAGGACUUUCUCCUGAGGCUGUUUCAAACUGCCAAUCUUUUGGUAGGUAACAGAGCGCAAACCAUUUGCGCCACCCAGAGACUCCCAUAAAAUAUUAACCUAUGACAAAAUUUAAAAAUAAAUAAUAAGUGAGCACCACUUUCCUGAGUGUUGAGGAGAAAGGUAUCAUGGAAAUACUGCUACCAAGGUUUUUUCCUAAGAAUUAUAUUAUGAUGUAUGUAAUAAAUGGUUCAGUGUGUUACAGUUCUAGCUGUUGCCAAGCAACGAAAGACUCUUGGCCUUUUUUUCUUUUUCAUUUCUAUUCCUUUAAUGCCUUAUUCUUCCUUUCAUGGAGAAAAAAUGUUUUUCUGGAAAGGAAAGCCUACUCUGCAGUCAUUUAGAAGCUUAAUCAGUCACUUUAUGCUUGAUUAGCCCUAAUCCUGGAAAUUAUUGGAAAUAUAAGAUUUUAUAGAGUUAAAGGGAAAAGUGUCAUCAGAAGCUCUUAACUUAAAAUCCUAAAAAGUUUAUAAACAUAAAAGGCCACAGAUAUGGAUUCACAGUGUACACCUGGACAGAUAAGUAUCCCUAAAGGGUCCAUCCUUUCAGCAACAAAGGGUGUUAAUACCAUGGACUAUCCACACUACUGUGAUCUCUUAAGAAAAAUGAACAUGCCUUUUGUGGCAGGAAUUGAGGACAGACAUGACUAUGGUAGAUUUGAAAAGAAAUGCAAUCCUACUUUUCUUAAGUUUCACCCUUAUCCCCCUUCAGUCCUGCCAGACUAUCACCUCCACUAUCCUUAUCCCCCACCGUAUGGACCAAAUUAUCCGUUAUUUCCACUUCGGGAUGAUGAGCCCUUAGGUGAUCCUUGUUCACAGUUUUUGAGUCCUGGUGCUGAUGCUGAUUUAAAGCCUGGUGUUGGCAGGACCAUACCAAACCUGGUGGAUUUUAGUGAUGUGAAACCUCAACAGCGAGUUCCCAGACCAGACUCAGGGUUUAAUACGACGAUAAAAAGACAAAAAAUUCUAUUAGAAGAACUACAACAGGACAAGAGGUGGAAUUCCAGGGCAGUACCAGACAUUUCCAUCAGGGCAAAACUUGGAGGUUGGACAAGUCCACUGAAAAUUACUCCUCUAGAACCUCUUCAUGAAAGAUGCUCAAUAAAUCACACGUAUACAUUUGAUGAGGAGGCAACAUGCACAGAUGACGGUGAACCACUUUUUCAACCAAACAAGAAAUAUAAUGCAAAGGAUUCAUUUUACAAGUCUUCUACACAAAAAGCUUAUGAAGAUGUUCCUUGGGACAAAAUGCUACCACCGAAACUUGAUCCAGAAGAAACAACAAUGGAAAAAGCUAGUGACCUCAUCUCACAGUGUUUUACUCUGAAAAGAUACGAAAAACUACCAGCAAUAACUCAGAUGGUUGGUGGACUCUGGGACAGAUUUCAAACAAGAUCUUUCUUGGCACCAGUCAAGCCAAUUAACUUUGUGAGUCCAAGUUCUAGAAGUAAAUACAUUCCUCUCUAUACUGGUUAUGUGGAGUCCACAAAUGCUGAUGAUGUUGACAAUCCCUUCGGAGACCUGACAUCUCUAGCCAAGGCGCGGAGCUCUAAACCCUUGUAUACAGACACGAGUCGCUCUGGCAACAUCCCAGGAUACACCGGCAAGGUUCAUUUCACAGCCACCCACCCAGCAAAUUCUAAUAUUCCACCAACAACCCCAUCACCAGACUCAGAAGUGCAUCGCAUCUUACGGAAAGACACGGCAGUGGACUUUUUCCAUCACCAGGGGCCUCUGUCUCGAAUGGUCACAACUGUGAAACCCUACAACCCUUUCAACAGAAAGGAAAAAGAAACUGUAGACUACUGAAAGAGACCAGCCUGCUGAGUGAGACUGCUAAGACCUCAGUGUCGGCAUUCCACACAGUGUGGUGGGAAAUAAAGGUGCCUGGCCUGUACCCAGGGUGUCUGUAAUGCCAGUAAGCCCCCUGUGUCCUCUUCCUGCCUAAGGCAGAGUUCCUGAACCCCACCCUCGGCCAGUCUUCUGACCUGUCCGGGGGCUCUCUGCCUUGCCCUGGAAUGCUACCAUUUUGUGAUGGCAGCUGAGGCUUUCCAAAGCCACCAAUCACAGGGGUUUAUUUUAGAUGAUUUCUCUGUGAGGUUGGAACACCAGGUCUACACAGAGAUUUUGUGUCCUGUAAGUUAAUGCAAGAAUGAUAACUGUUGAGCACAGAGCAUGCAAAGGUAGAACCAAAGGGCACCAACAGAGAUGAUCUAGUCAAAACCCAUAUUUUCCCAAUGAGGACACGGAGUGACUGAGAAAGAAAGUGACAGGCCGUAACUGACAGCUGCAUUCUGCUUCUCACAGAGGGGACAACAUCACCUGGGAGAUGACAUUGCAUGGGGAAUGAUGUUGAGGAUGCAGACGGGACUAAAUCCUCCCUUGUCCCAGUUGCUACUUCUUUCAGAGGGAGAAGUAUCCCUCAGGUUCCACGUGAUCAGGCAGAAAGUACCACCUCUGGCCACAUUAGAGUUAGAGGGUGUCAGGAAUCAGCCAUGACCCUGCACCAGCUCACAGAGCCACUGAGAGUGGAUGUGGGCUAGGGGAGAUAACUGCUGCCAUAAAUAACUAGAGCUCCAAGAAAAAUGCUUGCACUCUUUUGAGAGUAAUUUGGCGCUGCUAAACUCACAGAAGUCUCUGGGUGAUGUAAACAGUUAACACACUUGCCUGCUAACCAAAAGGCUGGAUGGAGGUUUGAGUCCACCCAGGGUAACCUCGGAAGAAAGGCCUGGUUUACCUACUUCGGAAAAAUUAGCCAUAGAAAACCCUAUGCAGUUCUACUCUGACACACAUGGGGUCAGAAUGAGUUGGAGUCAACUCAAAGGCAACUAACUGGUGGUAUUAUCUCACAGGAAGGGAAAAGCAGCUCUUUUGAUUUGAAAUCCUAUAUUGCCUCAGUUAAAAAUGACCUAGGCUUUGAACUGAAUCUGAAGAACAUGUCUGUGUGCUGCUUUCCGGGCCUGCUCUGGGCUGUGACAAACAGGAAGAUAAGCAGCCAUGUUCCUGAAUACCUGCCUGGCCCUCAAGACAAGUCUGAUCUUGUAUAAUUAUACUCAGAAAGAGCAAUUCUAUAAAAAUCCAACCAAAAUAAAAAUCUUUGUCUCUGGAAGACUUUCACCAAAACACAAAUGGAAAAUAUUAGCCUCAUCCUAGAGGUAGAUUCAUUUAGUUCACUGAGAUCACCUUCUUUGGUGAAUAUCCUAGGCAGGCCACUUUGUCAGCAGGUGCUACCGUCCAAACUCUUGGACCGCUCUUCAUCAUCUGGAUCCUUCCGUGGCACUAACACCUGCUCUGGACAUUCUUUGCAGGCUAAGACGUUGUUUCCAAGCUCUGCAAUGCAGACAUCUGGGCUCCUAUCAGAGCAUGAGCACAUCUGAUGCUGCUCUUGAAGGAAAUGUUGUCUCUCCCUGUAGCCCCCUGGGCUGUAUCCAGGAGAAGACAGAUGGUGACUGUUUGCACUAUGACUAGGUCAGACUGCUCACCUUUGAAGAUAAAAUGCAAACCCUGCUCACCACAUAUAUAGACUCCAAGGUCAGCCACACCAAUGGAGAAGAUAGAAAUUCCAGUGCCCUGACUCUUACCCAUGUGUGUAAAUUGCAUUAUUUGGGUUUCCAUUGGCCAAAGCCCAAAUGGAAGAUAAAAGAAUCAAGGAAGAUAGUCUCAGGGAUAUUUAACUCCUCUUCAAGUUCUGAAUUCUUGAUGGUACCAGAUACCAACAUUCCUGGACCUCCUCAGGGAUUAUUCAAAUACUGACUCUACAGAAGAUCUUUGCAUUUUUUAUAAAACUAAUGUGGGAGAUGACGUUAGAAAUUCUUAUAAAGUUCACCUGGAAGAGAAAAUGUGAGCUAAUUACCUUCCCUUAGCAGGUAAGGACAUUACAAUGUAAUAUUUUAAAACUAUUGCAGAGGUACAACAAUAUAAAAAAUAUGAUAUUCAUGAUAGAGCAGAAUAGAAAGUCCAGAAACGAAAACAUAAAGAAAUUAUUCUAAACCCAUGAAUACAGGAUAGAUAUUUGCAAUAGAUGAUGGUGAGACAACCAUUUGGAAAAAAAGAAGAAAGGUAGACCCAGAUCUCACCCUUUAAACAAAAGUGAAUUGUUCUUUGAUCACUGAUUUAAGUGGAUAAUUGAAAGCCUUUAGACAGAUCACCUGGGAAUUUACUGGAUUGCUUUAUAAGCUUGGGUGUGUGAAAAAUCUUUUCAAACAGGACACUGAAGCCAAAAAUCAUAGAGGAAAAAACAAUUUUCUAAUGUAAAAAAUACACCAACGGAAGUCAGAAAAACCCAACGGGAAAAUAUGUCAGAUAAAGGGUUCCUACUAUUAUCAUAAAAAGAAUCCACAUUCAAAAUACGAUUACCCCAAUAGGAACAAAGCAAAGGAUAUUAGCAAAUAAAUUGAAAAAAUAAGAAAAAGGGCCAAUAAGCAAAUAAAAAUGUUUAUGCCCCAUGAGUAUUAGAGAAGUGACUAUACUAUUGCACUUUUCACACAUGAAUCUGUGUCCAUAAGAGGAGAUACAUACCUUUACACACUACUGGUAUGAGCUGGAAUCGACUCAAUGGCAAAUAACAGCAACAAUAACAACUAGGAGCUCCUUUCUAUAGGGCAUUUGGCAAAAUGUUUCCAUAGCCCUUACAAGUGGCAUGUGUUUUGACUUAACAAGCAAAUAAUUAGACAAGUGAGCAAAUAUGUUUGUAUAAAGAAGUUAAAGGUAUAUAAUUUUAAUUAAAUGAGAGAAAUUAGAAAUAACUUACUGUCCAAGAGAAAAUAUGAUAAAAGACUUGUGGUACAUAAAUAUACUGACAUACUACAUAUGCAUUAAAAAUAUAAUGUAGCUCUAUAUUUAUUAUCUUAGAAAGAUAUACAUAAAAUAUUGGUAAGUGAAAAAGCAGAUUUGACAACAGUAUGUAUCUUAUUACCCUAUUUUAAUUUUAUGCACAAACACACAUGUGAUACUUUGGAGAGCUGUACAAAAAUGUUGUUGUUGUUUUAAGGUGCAGUCAAGUUUGUUCUGACUCAUAGAGACCCUAUGUACAACAGAACAAAAUGUUGCCUGAUCCUGCCCCAUCCUCACAAUUGUUGCUUUGUUUGAGCCUAUUGUUGCAGCCACUUUGAAAAUCCAUCUCGUUGAGGGUCUUCCUCUUUUUCGCUGACCCUCUACCAAGGAUUAUGUCCUUCUCCAGGGACUGACCCCUCCUGAUGACAUGUCCAAAGAAAGUGCAACAAAGUCUCACCAUCCUCCCUUCUAAGAAGCAUUCUGACUAUACUUCUUCCAAGACAGAUUUGUUUGUUCUUCUGGAAGCCCAUGGUGUAUUCACUAUUCUUUAAUAACACCAUGAUUCAAUGCAUCAAUUCUUCUUCAGUCUUCCUUAUUCAUUGUCCAGCUUUCACAUGCAUAUGAGGCGAUUGAAAAUACCCUGCCUUGGGUAAGGCCCACCUUAGUCCUCAAAGUGACAUCUUCACUUUGUAACACUUUAAAGAGGUUUUUUUGCAGCAGAUUGGCCCAAUUCAGUAUGUCCUUUGAUUUCUUGACUGCUGCUUCCAUGGGUGUUGAUUGUGGAUCCAAGUAAAAUGAAAUCCUUUGCAACCUCAAUUAUUUUUCUGUUUAUCAUGAUGUUGCUUAUUAGUCUAGUUAUAAGGAUUUUUGUUUUCUUUCUGUUGAAGUGCAACCUAUACUGAAGGCUAUGAUCUUUGAUCUUCAUCAGUAGGUGCUUCAAGUCCUCUUCACUUUCAGCAAGCAAGGUUGUGUCAUCUCUGUAUCACAGGUUGUUAAUGAGUCUCCCUCCAAUUCUGAUGUUACUUUCUUCUUCAUAUAGUCUAUCCUCUCUGAUUAUUUGAUAACCAGAUAGAUUGAAUAAGUAUGAUGGAAAGAUAUAACUCUGAUGCUCAACUUUUCUGAUUUUAAAUCAUGCAGGUAUCCUCUUGUUAUGUUUGAUCAACUGCCUCUUGGUCUAUGCACAGGUUCCACAUGAACAUAAUUAAGUGUUCUGAAAUUCCUGUUCUUCACAAAGUUAUCCAUAAUUUGUUAUGAUCCACAGAGUUGAAUGCCUUUGUAUAGUCAAUAAAACACAGGUAAACAUCUUUUUGGUAUCAUCUGCUUUCAGCCAAGAUCCAUCUGACAUUAGUAAUGAUAUCCCUCAAUCUAUGUCCUCUUCCGAAUCUAGCUUGAAUUACUGGCAGUUCGUAGUUGAUAUACUACUGCAACUGGUUUUGAAUCAUCUUCAGCAAAAUUUAUUUGUGAUAUUAAUGAUAAUUGUUCAAUAAUUUCUGCAUUCUGUUGGAUUACAUUUCUUUGGAAUGGGCACAAAUAUGUGUCUCUUCCAGUCUGUUGACCAGGUAGCUGUCUUCCAAAUUUCUUAGCAUAGACAAGUGAGCACUUCCAGCAUUGCAUCCAUUUGUUGAAACAUUUCAAUUGAUAGUCCAUCAAUUCCUGGAGACUUGUUUUUCACCAAUGCCUUCAGUGCAGUUUGGACUUCAUUCAAUACCUUCAGUUCUUGAUAAUAUGCUACCUCCAGAAAUGGUUGAACAUCAACCGAUUCUUUUGGUACAGUGACUCUGUGUACUCCUUUCAUCUCUUUUGGGUGCUUCCUGUGUCAUGCAAUUUUUUUUUUGCCUAUAGAAUCCUUCAAUAUUAUAUCUCAAGUCUUAUAUUUUUUCUCCAGUUCUUUCAGCUUGAGAAAUGUGGAGCAUGUUCUUCCUCUUUGGUUUUCUAACUCCGGGUCUUUGCACAGUGCAUUAAAAUACUUUACUCUCUCUUCUCAAGCCAUCCUCUGAAAUCUUCUGUUCAGCUCUUUUACUUUAUCAUUUUUCCCAUUCACUUUAGCUACUCUGCGUUCAAGAGCAAGUUUCAGAGUCUCUUCUGACAUCCAUUUUGGUCUUUCUUUCCUGUCUUUAAUGGCCUUCUGCUGUCUUCAUGUAUGAUGCCCUUGAUGUCAUCCCGCACAUCUUCUGAUCUUCAGUCAUUAGUGUUCAAUUUUGAGAUGGUCUCUAAAUUCAGGUGGGAUAUACUCAAGGUUGUACUUUGGCUCUCCUGGACUUGUUUUAAUUUUUUUUUUUCAGCUUCAACUUGAACUUGAUGGUUUGUCUUGCAGUCAGCCCAUGGCCCUGUUCUGACUGAUGAUAUUGAGCUUUUCUAUUUGUUUCUUUCCAUAGAUGUAGUUGAUUUGAUUCGUGUGUAUUCUAUCCGGCAAGGUCCAUGUGUAUAGUCAUCAUUUAUGUUGCUGAAAAAAGGCAUUUCUGGUGACUAAGUUGUUCAUCUUGCAAAAUUUAUCAUGAGAUCUUUGGCAUCUUUUCUAACACCAAGGCCAUAGUUUCCAAUUCCUGGCCCUUCUUUUUUCCCCAACUUUUGCGUUUCAAUCACCAAUAAUUAUCAUUGUAUCUUGAUUGCAUGUUUGAUCACUUUCAAACUGCAGAAGUUGGUAAAAAUCUUCAAUUUUUUCAUCUUUGGCAUUAGUGGUUGGUAUGUAAAUUUGAAUAAUACUUGUAUUAUUAACUGGCCUUCCUUGUAGGCAUAUGGAUAUUAUUACUGACACCACUGUACUUCAGGAUAGAUCUUGGAAAUGUUCUUUUUGAUGAUGAAUGCUACACUAUUCCUCUUUAAUUUGUCAUUCCCAGGAUAGUAGACCAUAUGAUUGUCUGAUUUAAAAUGGCCAAUAUCAGUACAUUCCAGUUCAUUAAUGCCUAGGAUAUGGAUCUCCAAGUGUUCCAUUUUAUUUUUGACAACUUCCACUUUUCUUUGACUCAUACUUUGUACAUUUCAUGUUCGAAUUACUAAUGGUUAUUUGCAGCUGUUUCUUCUCAUUUGGGUCAUGCCACAUCAGAAAACAAAAGUCCCAAAAGGUUUAACUUCAUCCAUGUCAUUAAGGUUGACUGUACUUUGAGGAGGCACCUCUUCCCCAAUUGUAAUUUGAGUGCCUUCCAGCCUAAGGGGCUCAUUUUCCAGCACUAUAUCAGACAGUGUUCUGCUGCCAUCCAUAAGGUUUUUACUGGCUAUUUUUUGGAUGUAAAUUGCCGGAUUCUUCUUCCUAGUCUAUCUUAGUCUGAACGCUCCACUGAAACUUGUCCACCAUGGGUGACCCUGCUGGCAUUUGAAAUACUAAUGUCAUAGUUUCCAGCAUCACAGCAACAUGCAAGCUACCACAGAAUGACAAACUGACAAGUGGUGGACAAAAAUGUUAAUAGUUAUUAAUUCUGGGUUUACAGUUGAUUGCAUUUUUUGUCUUGUUACUACAAAAGUGUAUUGUAUUUCUUUAAAAUUAGAAAAUUUUAAAACUUAUAUAAAGUCAAUAUCCUGAAUGCUUAUUAAAACUCUUUAUAUGAUAAAUUAUCUAAAAAAUUCCUUUUAAGAUUUUAGUACAAGGAAAAUGUCUUCUGAAAAACGGGUAUCUGAUUAUGAGAUUAUUUAAGCUGCCCGUGUCAAUUAUUUCUAAACUUUGGUCAUUUAAAAUAUACAGAAGAAUGAAAUUAUAUAGGAUAAUGUGCUUUCUUUUUCUCCUGCCUGCCAGGUAGCUCAAAGCUGAAUUGAAUAAAUAUAUUUACCCAGAGACCCUUUAACAAAGUUUAACCAUUCAAUAUUGUUAUUAUAAUAUGUCUGAGUUAUUAUGGUGCACAUUAAAAUCUGAUAACCACCGAUUCCAGUUUAUAUGACUGCUUUUUCUUCUUUUCUACAUGGUUUUAGAUUUUUUUCUUUGUUUCUAUUUUAGGACACUUAUAGUUUGUUUUUGGCUGGUUUAUAGUAUUAUGAGAUACCUUAGAUCCUUGGGGGAAAUGGAUGAUAUAGAUUACAUUAAAAAUGUUAAUGUGUUUUCCAUUAUUAUUUCAUGCACAACAGGGAACACUGACUUGAGAAUUGGAAAGGAAAAAACAAAAUAAGAAACAAAGACCCAUGUAGUAAUAACCAUCCCAAGAACCUCUGUAGGCAAAGCAUGUUCAAGCCCUUCUAGGGCUCCCUAAGACAUGAAGUUGAGAGUGAUGUGGGAGUACCCAGUAACAGAAACACCAACCCCAACAACCCAGAAUUAUUUUCUAAUAAAUGAUAAUAUUCUGAUAUUCUAAGUAAGAUCUGUUUGCUCCAUUUAGCCCAGAGUAGACUGGAUUACGUUAAUCUUUGGGAAUUACAGAGUUCUGCUGUAGAAUCCAUGAAUUGCUAAACAUAAAAAGCAAAGAAGGAAAAUGCAAAAUAAAAAUAUCUAUAAUUAAAUAAGAAACAGGUAUGUUUCCCUGUAAAAUGUACAUUAAGGACUGAUUCUUUUUUUAAAGAAUAACCUUUGAUAACAAUAUUUUUUCAUCCCCACUCCUAUCCCACUGGGGGAGGUAAGGCAGCAUGCAUGUUACAACCACAGGCUUUGGAAUCAGUCUGAAUUGGUUUCAAAUUCUAGGCCCCACACUUUCUGGGCAAGCUACUUUACUGCUCUGAACCACAGCUCCCCGGGAGUGAAAUAAUUGAUGGCACCUAACAACAACAAUUGAAUUGAAUAUAAAAUACUGUGAUUAUAAUUAUAAGAAUAAUUAUCAUAACCUUAAUAAUACCUGUAAUCUCAUUGCCUGAGUUAAAACAGGAAGGGAAUCUAUGCUUUGCUGAUGCAGAUUAAUUCAUUCAUCAGCUGUACUGGGGCCACAAUGGUGCAGGGGACUCUUGUGUCUUAGGUGCUGUGGAGACCCCCCAUAUUCAAGACCACAAGUAAAUAGGAAGUGAUCAAAGAGUCAACAAACAAUGAUUGUGCUAAGGAGGUUACAAAGAAUAGCAGCAUACACAAUAUCUCACCUCAGACAAGUACACAAAUUACAUCUUUUGUGUAGUAAAUUGAGCAAUUUUCCUAAAAGUAAAAUAUAUGGAAUUUUAAAAAAUCAAAAUAUGAUGCCCUAUUGUAAGAUUAACUUGACAGCAGUGGGUGGUUUUUAUUGUAAGAUACGUAUGCGUCUGUGUACACAUAUACUCAAGAGAUACUUGAAACUAACUAUAUACUUUUACCAUAAAAGACCUUGGUUUACCCAAACUAAUGCUCUUUCUAAAAAUGGGAACUCUUUAAUUAUGCUAGAUUUGGGGAAGCAACACCUGAUA
Molecule: messenger RNA, 10490 nt
Organism: Loxodonta africana (African savanna elephant)
Lineage: Eukaryota; Metazoa; Chordata; Mammalia; Proboscidea; Elephantidae
Gene: SPMIP7
Product: sperm microtubule inner protein 7
Exons: 10
Coding region: 927-2243 (438 amino acids)
Biological process (GO): spermatogenesis
Source: RefSeq, a predicted model, not a curated record